AAGCCAGAAAAAGAUCACCCUUUUCUUCUCUCUCUGGUUUACCCAUCCCCGCCAAUGGCGUUGCCAAGUCCCCCUCCUCAGUUGCACAAGUUCAUCUCCAAUAGAACUGACUAUAUCUGCAACUCAAGCUACUGCCUUAAGUUCUCCCCAAAGAAUACUUCCAUCUUUAAGGGAAGAAGAACCCACUGCUGCUCUGCUAUUGCGGUCGACGCUCCAUCUUUUUCUACGGGAUUGACGGGUAUUAGAUUUGGUUCGGCGCUGUUGCAGGGUGCUAGAGAGGAGAUGGAAGAUGAUGCUGUUAUUGUUAAGUCCGAUCAGCCAGAUGGGUUCUCUUUUGCCGCCGUUUUUGAUGGCCAUGCUGGUUACUCCUCCGUCAAGUUCCUCAGGUCUGAGCUUUAUAAAGAAUGCCUUGCAGCUUUACAAGGUGGGUUGUUGCUAAAAGGGAAAGACUUUAAUUCCAUUGAGAAGGCACUGAAGGAUGCUUUUGGAAAUGUUGAUGCAAAAUUGAUUAAUUGGCUUGAGGAAACUGGGGAGGACAUCGAAUCUGGAUCGACUGCUACUGUCCUUUUCAUUGGAAAUGAGAAAGUGGUUAUAGCCCAUCUUGGCGACUCACUUGUGGCUCUUUCACGUUCUGGAAAAACAGAUAUAUUAACCGAUGGUCACCGUCCGUAUGGAAACAAGAAAACAGCUCUUGAUGAAGUCAGGCGCAUCAGAGAAGCUGGUGGAUGGAUUUCAAAUGGAAGAAUUUGUGGAGACAUCUCUGUAUCCCGUGCUUUUGGUGACAUGCGGUUUAAGACAAAGAAAGAAGAGAUGAUGCAGAAAGGAAUCGAGGAAGGAAGAUGGACUGAAAAAUUUGCUUCUCGGAUCCAAUUUAAAGGAGACCUUGUAACUGCCACUCCAGAUAUAUUCCAGAUCCCUGUAGGAUCAGAUGCAGAACUUUUGUUAUUAGCAUCUGAUGGUCUUUGGGAUUACAUGACCAGCUCAGAUGCAGUCAACUUUCUCAGGAACCAACUGCGGCAACAUGGGGAUGUUCAGUUGGCCUGUGAAGCACUUGGACAAGCAGCAUUGGACGGAGGGUCGCAAGAUAAUAUAAGUAUUAUUGUAGCUGAUCUGGGCCGGACAGAUUGGCAAAGCUUACCUGUCGCAAAGGAAAACAUCCUUAUUGAAGUGAUACAAGUAGUUGCUACAAUUGGUGUUGUGUCAUUUGGAAUAUGGUUAUCAUCUGCACUUUCUAUAUGAUGUAUGUGAUGACACUAACAUGAAGCACCUUUUAGUGUUUGUAUAAGUUGUAAAUGUAUGCAUGUUUCUUUGUUCUUGAA
This is a messenger RNA of Impatiens glandulifera, 1319 nucleotides long. Its product is annotated as protein phosphatase 2C 57. The record is from RefSeq and is a predicted model, not a curated record. Bases 55 to 1239 code for a protein of 394 amino acids. Gene Ontology annotation, biological process: protein dephosphorylation. The transcript has 10 exons. Gene Ontology annotation, molecular function: protein serine/threonine phosphatase activity; cation binding. Lineage: Eukaryota; Viridiplantae; Streptophyta; Magnoliopsida; Ericales; Balsaminaceae.